Messenger RNA from Chinchilla lanigera (long-tailed chinchilla), 7489 nucleotides. RefSeq names its product peroxidasin-like (gene Pxdnl). The record is from RefSeq and is a predicted model, not a curated record. The transcript has 24 exons. Gene Ontology annotation, biological process: response to oxidative stress. The coding region runs from base 128 to 3922 and encodes 1264 amino acids. Lineage: Eukaryota; Metazoa; Chordata; Mammalia; Rodentia; Chinchillidae. Gene Ontology annotation, molecular function: heme binding; protein binding; peroxidase activity.
UCUGCUUUCAGCCACUGCUCCCAAGCCUGGCUCAGCCCGGCCCCUACCAUCCGCACCGCACAGCUGGGGCAGCUGCGUCUCCUCCGGUCCCGUGUGUGGCUUUGCCUGUGCAGCCGCCCCUGGAGCAAUGCAGCCCACCCUGCUCUUUUGGAUCACCUGCUUCCUCCUGGCCAGCCGGUGCCUGCCGCUGCUGCCCUGCCCCAGCCGGUGCCUGUGCUUUAAGAGCACCGUUCGCUGCAUGCACUUGAUGCUGGACCACAUUCCUCAGGUACCGCAGCAGACCACGGUCCUGGACUUGAGGUUUAACAGAAUAAGAGAAAUUCCAGAGAGUGCCUUCAAGAAACUGGAGAAUCUGAACACUCUUCUGCUGAACAACAAUCAAAUCAGGAAGAUUUCCAGGACCGCUUUUGAAGGACUUGAAAAUUUGAUCUCUCUGUACCUUUACAAGAAUGAAAUUCACACACUGGAUAAGCAAACAUUUAAGGGUCUCAUAUCCUUGCAACAGCUGUAUAUUCAUUCUAACCAACUAGAGACACUACAGCUGGAGACAUUUGGCGGCCUUCGGAAGUUAGAGCGACUAUUUUUGCACAACAACAGAUUAUCUAAAAUCCCAGCUGGGAGCUUUUCUCAUCUGGAUUCAUUAAAGAGGCUGCGUUUGGAUUUCAAUCCUCUGGUGUGCGACUGUGAUUUAAAGUGGCUGGGCGAAGUUUUACAAGACUAUGCCAAAAAUGGCCAAACUCAGGGGGCUGCUGUCUGUGAAUACCCCCGAAGACUCCAGGGGCGCUUGGUUGCUUCAGUAACAGUCGAGGAAUUUAACUGUGAAAGUCCCCGAAUUACCUUCGAGCCCCAAGAUGUGGAGGCAACAUCAGGAAAUACUGUGUACUUCACUUGCAGAGCUGAAGGAAACCCUAAACCCAAGAUUACCUGGAUACAUAAUAACCGUUCGCUGCCUGUGGAAGAUGACACUCGCCUUAACAUGUUUGAUGACGGGACACUCAUGAUCCAGAACACCAGAGAGUCAGACCAAGGUGUCUACCAGUGCAUGGCCAGAAACUCUGCUGGAGAAGCCAAGACGCAGAAUGCCAUUCUCAAAUACUCUGGCCCUCCAGCCAAACCCAGCUUUGUAAUCCAGCCCCAGGACACAGAGGUUUUAAUUGGCACCAGCACAACUCUGGAAUGCAUGGCCACGGGCCAACCUCACCCACACAUCACCUGGACCAGGAGCAGUGGAGAGUUCCUGGACAUAUCCAGACACGUGAUAACUUCAGGUGGACUUUAUUUACAGAACAUCACCCUGGGGGAUCAUGGUGGAUUUACCUGUCAUGCCAGCAAUAACCAAGGCUCUGUUCAAGCCACAGCAAACAUAAUUGUACAAGCUCCGCCACAAUUUACUGUAAGCCCCCGGGAUCAAAUCGUCCUUGAGGAACAUGCUGUAGAAUUCCUUUGUGAAGCUGAAGGCCACCCACCUCCAGUAAUUGUCUGGACAAAAGCAGGAGGGCAAGUCCCUUUGGAGGGCCUGCGUACAGUUCUGUCCUCCGGCACUCUGAGGAUUGACCACGCUGCACAGCACCACCAAGGCCAAUACGAAUGUCAAGCAGUUAGUCCUUUGGGAGUGAAAAAAGUGUCUGUCCAUCUGACUGUGAAACCCAAAGCUCUGCCCGUGUUCACCCGACUUCCGCAGGACACCAGUGUGGCUGUAGGAAAGGAUGUAAAUAUUUCAUGUCAUGCUCAAGGAGAGCCGUGGCCCAUAAUUACAUGGAAUAGGGCAGGUGUCCAGAUCACCGAGAGUGGUAAAUUCCACAUCGACAGUGGAGGCAUGCUGACCAUUUAUGAUACAGGGCAAGCUGACCAAGGAAGAUAUGAAUGUGUGGCUCAGAACUCAUUUGGCCUCGUCGUGGCCAGUAUGUUUCUUACAGUCACUGUAAUACAGGGUAAGCAAGCUGGUGACGACAUUGCUGAAUCACCUGUUCUUGAUGUCGUGCAGACAGCUGACAGUGCAAUUAACGCCACAGGAAGACCUGCAUCUUCCCAAAAACCUCACACUGCCGGUGAUCUGUUGGCUCAGUUUCGUUAUGCGGGUGAUCCAUUCACCGCGGGGAUAGAGAGAGCAGGGCAGAUGUUUGAGGACAUGCUGCAGCUGAUCCAGGAACGCAUGAAACAGGGGCUCACUGUUGACCUGGAAGGCAGAGGCUUCCGCUACAACGACCUGGUGGCCCCGCGCUACGUUGGCAUCAUCGCCAACCUAUCCGGGUGCACAGCGCCCAGGCGUCUGCCCGACUGCUCCGACAUGUGCUUCCACCGGCGGUACCGGGCCCACGACGGGACGUGCAACAACCUGCGGCGGCCGCGCUCCGCGGGCCCGGCCUCCGCGUGCCGCGGGCCCUGCUUCCUGGCCGGGGACGCGCGCGCCAACCUGCACCCGGCCCUGACGGCCUUGCACACCCUGUGGUUCCGGGAGCACAACCGGCUGGCCGCGGAGCUGUCCGCGCUGAACCCGCACUGGGACGGAGACACCCUCUACCAGGAGGCCAGGAAGAUCGUGGGCGCAGAGCUGCAGCACAUCACCUACAGCCACUGGCUGCCCAAGGUCCUGGGGCCGCCCGGCGUGGAGAUGCUGGGGGAGUACCUGGGCUACGACCCGGGCGUGAACGCAGGCAUCACCAACUCCUUUGCCACGGCCGCCUUUCUUCAGUUUGAGCACGCGCUGCUCAACCCCGUUCUUUAUCGACUGAACGACACCUUCGGCGAAAUUCCCGAAGGCCACCUCCCACUCCACAAAGCUUUCUUUUCACCGUCCAGAAUAAUCAAGGAGGGUGGGAUCGAUCCACUACUGCGAGGGCUCUUCGGCGUGGCUGCUGAUUUGCGGGUACCCUCCCCGCUCCCCAGCCUGGAGCUGACCGACCAGUGGUUCUCCAGCGCUCGCGCGGUGGUCGUGGAUUUCGCUGCCACCAGCAUUCAGAGGGGCCGAGACCACGGGAUCCCGCCCUACGUGGACUUCAGAGUUUUCUGCAAUCUAACUUCCGCUGAGAGCUUUGAGGAUCUUCAAAAUGAAAUUAAAGAUUUAAGGAUUAGACAAAAACUGAAAAAGUUGUACGGCACACCCAGAGACAUUGACUUAUGGCCCGGGCUUAUGGUUGAAGACCCGAUCCCUGGUACAAGAGUGGGACCCACGCUUAUGUGCCUGCUUGUUACCCAGUUUAAGCGGCUCAGAGAUGGAGACAGGUUCUGGUAUAAAAACCCUGGAGUGUUUACCCCUGCACAACUCACUCAGCUGAAGCAGGUGUCACUGGGCCGUGUGCUGUGUGACAACGGUGACAAUAUUCAGCAAGUCCAGGCAGACGUCUUUGUAAGGGCGCAGUACCCAAAGGACUACCUGAGCUGCACUGAGAUUCCAAAGAUGGACCUGCGAGUGUGGCAAGACUGCUGUGAAGGCUGCAGGAAUAGAGGACAGCGCAAAACACCCACACCGGAAUCGGAAAAGAGACAUUCUGCUGGAUACAGCUAUCUUGGCAAGAAAGAUAUGGACUUAAAUGAUCCUAUUAGUGGGCAAGAAGAUAACUUGGAUGUAAAAGAAGAUGCUAGCAAUGUGACGCUUCUGGCAAAAACAAAAUUCGCUCAGGAUUUCAGCAAUUUUGCAGUGGAAAUUAAAAAAACUAUCACAGCUCUCAGAGAGCAGAUAAACAAGCUGGAGGCACGCCUGAGGCAGGCAGGAUGCACGGAUGAUAAAGGGACGCAGAGGCAGGACCGAGAGCACUGGAUGAAAGGGGACUGUGUGCACUGUACCUGUGAGAGCGGCCAAGUCAUAUGCGUGGUGCAGAUGUGUCCACCAGCUCCAUGUCCUAGUCCUGAACUGGUGAACGGUACCUGUUGUCCAGUUUGCAAAGAACAAGGAAUGCAUGACGAUGCCAUAGAGGGGCAGUAGCAGUAUCUGCUCAAGUCCUUGAUGGGGGUCUUCUUAGGAAAAGACACUCAGGAUUCCUCACUUUUCACCAUAGAAUUUCCUUGAGAUGGAAACCACCGACUUAAGAGCAAACCAGUGCAUUGGAACUAUGGACAUAUUGAAGAUCUUUCAUCUUUUUGUUUCUUAGCCAGCCUUGAAAUAAUGCAAAACUAAAAAGACUAUAAAGGACAUAACAAUGAUUUUAAGAAAUAGUUCUAAUUAUAAGUCUUAGGUUUCGUAUGUCAUAUGUGGAGAUAAAAAUAUCAUAUAAUAUUUUACAAGUUUGACUAUUGAGGAUGUUUAAUAUCCAAAUUCAGAAUCUUCCAGGUGUCCUGGUGCAUGCUGGGAAUGACAGCACUCGGGAGGCUGAAGCAAGGGGAUUGUUGAGAGUUUGAGAUCAGACUGGGCUACAUAAAGACUUCAAGGCCAGUCUGCAUUAGAGUGAGACCCUGUCUCAAGAAAGAAUUUCAGAAUCUGUGGAAUUUGAGUUUUGCAUGCAAAGGAAACAUAUGGAGAGAUCUGUGAUAAAUCCGUAACAAUGUUGUGCUGUUUUCCCUCUGGCCUGUUUCUCUGAUCUUUGACCCCAUCGAUUUUCAAAUUUUGCUAAGGAGGUGCUUUUCUUAACUCUCCUUACUCUUUAAGUUCUGGAAUAUUAGGGAACAGUCAGUGAAAGAAUGUCACUUCUUAGUGAGCUUGUCAGUUUUUGCAUGUGGUUGGGAAAUGCAGACGUUGCGUGAGACAGAUUUCAAAGCAAAAUUGCUCAAAAUCUGCCUCUCUCUUACUUGUCAUUAUUGCCAUUUAUGAGAUGUCAGCAUUGAGAUACAGCCAAGCCUGAGAUCCAGAAGCAAUCUGAAUUUAUUAUCAGAAAAAUUGAAAGUGUUCUCACCUUCUACAAAAGAUGCUAUUAUGGGGCUUUUCUAAUUUUGACACUUUGUUACCACAUUUCAAGCUCAGUCCCAUAGACAGCAGGUUCAUUUAUAUUCAGAAUUCAGUUUUAAUACAUUUGGUGAUUUUCACUUAAUAUUAGAAAGUGCCUUGAAAAUAUGGCAUGAGAAUCUGUACCCUAUAUGGGGGUUGGGUGCAAUUUGGAGUAGAUUUUUGUAAAGAAUAUUCAGUGCCAAAACUCUACAUAUUGUAAUGCAAGACGCACCCUCACGGAGCUAGCUCUAGUGAUUGCCAAUGGCAAACUUUUAAAAGCAGAUAUAAUUUCCCAUUAUUUAAUGUUAUUGUACAAAAUGGUAUACUAGUUUUAUCUAAAUAUUAUUCUGGUUGUACUAUUCAUGGGUUUAAAAAACUAGAGUUUGAUAAAAGCAGUGUUUAGGAUGUGUUAUUGUCUAUAUCUAAUUUUUAAAUAUGUUAGUGCCUCCCUGGGAAGAUACAAAAUAUUUAGCAAAACAUUUGAAGGACAAAACUGAGUGAGUUUCCCUUCAUGUGUCAUGACCUUCUAAAAUCCAAACCAAGAUAUAUUAAGUUCUGAAAGGUAAAACCUAACACAUUCCAGAAGCUUGACAAUUGGUGGUCUUCUAAGACUCAACAUUGCGAAAUGAAAUUGAACUUUAUGGAACUCUAAGGUUUUUCAGAAACACUUAUAGCAAAUUCAUGGCAGAUGAUGAAUAGUGGUGAACUUUACAGCAUUUUUAUUCUCUUCUUAUCCAUUUUCAUUUUGUCAUCUUAUUGAAGAUUAAGGAAAAUUUAUGUCAUCAUUCAUAAUACUCUUUUAUACUCUGAACAUGUUAAUUUGCAUGUCACCCAAUUAAUAAGCCUGGCUCAUUAAACAUGCACAAAUAUCAAAAUAACACAAUGAAACAAUCAUUUAAAAUGGUAUUAGGCUGACUGAAGGAGAAUUUUGAAACUAGCCAUCAAUUGAGAGGACAACUUGACAAUUCAGUCAUCUAUAUAGAUAAAAUUAUAUUUUAAUCAUCAGGAUUACUUUUCUCCUCAUACAUUAUACUGUAAAAUGUUCAUUUGUCUCUCUAUAUGCAUAUAUUUAUGUAUGCAUAUACAUAUAUAUCAUAUAUAAAGAGUCCACCAAAAAUGUAUAUAUAUAUAUAUUUUAGGGAAAGAAAAACUUUAUAAAUAUUUUAAUCCAAAUUUAUUGAGACAUCAUGAGAGUAAUAUAACUUACCUUUGGUUUCUACAAUUACAAGAAGUGCUCAAAGUGGUGGCUAUUAGCUUCCAGAUACUUAUUGCUGUGGCAAACUGCUACUUGGGUAAUCUUGGUCAUUAAGAUUGAUGCACAUGCAUUUUCAACUUUUUAUCUAAGAGCUGGCAGUAUAGUGGAUUUUCCACAAUAUGAAAUAUCCUCUAGGGUUCCCCAUGUGAGCAUAACACCUCUGUUAAAAAACAUCAUACUAGUUUUCUUUUCUGAAAGUGUAUAUACAUUUUUUGGUGGACUCUGUACAUAUUUAUUUUUGUUUAUUUUUUUGCUUACUUUUCUUUUUAGUUGUAAGGAUUGAAUCGAGGUCCUCAUGCAUACUAAGCACAUGUUUUACCACUAAGUUGCACUCUCAGAUAUAUUUUUAAUGUUCUUUUCACAUUUGAAAGUCAUAUUGCACGUGUUAAAGAUUUCAGGUAUUUCCCUAUGAUAUGUAGACCCCUGCCUUCUACUUCUGUAGUCUGAAUGUGAUUGCUGUAUUAGUUUUCAGGUGGGUGUGUCUAUCUGUCUGUGAGUGUGCAUUCCAGGAAACAAAGACAUGACAACAUUUCUUUCCUAGUGAUUAUAUUUACUUUAUAUGAUACUUAAACCUUGAAAAUCCAAAUGUAUUUGUUAACAACAUUUUGAUACUCCUUAUCAGAGUAUGCUAGGAAAUAUCCUUGGGACAGCAUCUCAAGUUUAUUGUAUGUUACCCUUCUGAUCUGGGACCAAAGUGUUUAAUAUAUCAGGUGUCUUCUUUCAUAAGCACCUGUAUAAAGUGAAAGUGGAAACAUUCUUGGGCUCAUUCUUUUACAGAUUUCUUCUGAGAAAAAUAAAUGUCUUGAACCAGACUGUAUGGGACAGGGUGAGAAAGUACCCCUCUCUUUCCAGCACACCUUACUAUCUUUUCUAGGUCCCCUACACCCAUUGGCCAGAUCGUGCAUGGACAUGCGUGGUGUGAGGUUGAGGAGUGUAAGUGUAAAUGGUUGUAGUUUGUGGUUGGCAGCUGAGAAUAGAACACUUAGAAUAUUUACCUAACACAAUCUUUAAACACUCAGAGCAAAAAGCAACAUAUAAGAAAAUUGAGUUUUUAUGCUGAUUUGUUUACUUUCUAGAUCUGAAUGGUAGAGUAAGGAAAACUGGCUUAUCUGGAAAAGCCUCUGUCUGUCUGUCUAUCUCCUUCCUUUCUUCCUUCCUUCCUUCCUUCCUUCUUUUCUUUUUCUUUCUAAAAUAAAGUUGAAUUGUGAAGCUAAUAUGCACUCACUGGAUCAAUUUUACUAUAAAUAAUAUCACAGGGUCAGUGUCAUUUAUUAGAAGUUUUUGUUUCAAAUGGUAGUUAAUUAGUUACAUCAAGUUCAUGGACAAUUCACACAGAAAUAUUUAGUUGAAUGCUCUCUUUAUUUGAUUUCAUGAAG